Molecule: messenger RNA, 854 nt
Organism: Phaedon cochleariae (mustard beetle)
Lineage: Eukaryota; Metazoa; Arthropoda; Insecta; Coleoptera; Chrysomelidae
Source: the annotation of a GenBank genome assembly
AUGGAGGUCAACUCUGCUACAGCAGUGUGUUUCCUUUGUAGGGAACCCAUUUCUGCGGAUGCUGUCACCGUAACUGGGGGCUUAGAAAAUUUGAUUGAUGUGAGCAAGGAAAGGAAGGAUAAACAUCAUAUUUUUUCAGAAAAACAAACGUCUGUGCAGAUGCACAAACAGUGCAGGAGACGCUUCAUUCUCAAAUGUAGAAAUGGUGGCUUCCAGUGCAACAAUUUUGACUCUGCUAGUGCGAGGAGAGUGUGGAAAGACUACUUCCCGGCGGUGGACGCCAUCGUGUUCUUGGUCGACGCCAACGACAGAUCUCGGAUGGUGGAGAGCAAACAGGAGCUGGACUCGCUGCUCACCGACGAGACGUUGUCCAACUGUCCGGUGUUAAUCUUGGGCAACAAGAUCGACUUGCCGGGCGCCGCAUCCGAGGACGAACUCAGGAACUUCUAUGCUCUGUACGGACAGACAACCGGAAAGGGUAAGGUGUCCCGAUCAGAUUUGCCUGGGCGACCGCUAGAACUCUUCAUGUGUUCUAUCCUGAAAAGACAAGGUUAUGGAGAAGGAUUCCGUUGGUUGGCGCAGUACAUCGAUUGAAGAUAUUUCGUUUGAUUGAAAUUUCGCGGUUUGUGCACAGGACUGUUUCAUAAAGUUUUCAGAAACUUCGGGUUCUGUUCCAUUUGAUUUGUCAAUAUUGUGUUUUCGGUCAUCAGUUGAUCGGUUAUUUACAUGUAUAGGUUUGUUUGUCAUUUUAUUCUGAUUAUAUUUCAUUCUGGAUGUAUGAUAUAGCGAGAAUUGUGGGCCCGCCUGACUGCUUGUUGAUGUUUCGAUAUUAUACCAAAUUUAUACUGUGCAUA